AUGUUUCAGGAGAUUGAUGAUACCACAGCGGAAUGUCUUGCCCUGGAGGAUGACGCAAACAUUCUGGAAGGGCAGCUGGCUCAUUUGCAACUGGACCCUGAUCUGCGUAUUGAAGCUCUGGUAACAGAAGCAGCUGAGAAGCCUGUGUGUAUAUUGGAUUUCACAUCUCCAGACAUUAUUCCUGCUAUGAUGGACAUUAAAGCAUUUUACCAUGAACUUGCAGACAGACUACAGCUUUUAGGAAAACCUGCCGUGACAUGGGAUUCCCAAGAUGGUAUAGCAGAAUAUCCUGGCUUGCCUGACAGUAUGAGGGACAGCAUCAGAGCAAAAGAUCCAAAGGCUGUGAUUGCAGACCUUGAGAAUGAAAUUGCUUCUCUACAAAGGAGGAGAGAGGAACUUGAAAGACUUACCAUUGAAAAAGAGACUGAUUAUGCAAUGGAAACUUCUGGGUGUGAGGAAGAGAUUGCUGAGUUAAGGGGAAAACUAAGUUCUCUGAAACAUGAGAUGAAGCUCCAAAUCAUGGACUAUGAAAAACUGAUAAAUGCAAAAAUGGCCUUGGAUAUUGAAAUUGCAGCCUACAGGGUAUAUAUUGAAGAGGAAAACGACAGGAUGGGUCAUCUGUAAUUGAUGAAAGUCUAUAAUUAGGAACGUUCCGUUGCCAUUAGACCUGUCACCCCACUGCUUCAGAGUUAUAGCUGCAUUGUGGAGUAAAAUAACAAUUUUUGUUUGCUGUUUGCUUUAUUAACUUCCUGUUCCUGCUAUCUUUAGUUUAUAAUAUAGAGCAGAUACAGCUCAGCAAAUAAAGCCACGAUAUCUAAAUAUCUAAACU
This is a messenger RNA of Protopterus annectens (West African lungfish), 829 nucleotides long. Its product is annotated as vimentin-like. The transcript has 6 exons. Gene Ontology annotation, cellular component: Z disc; cell-cell junction; sarcolemma. The record is from RefSeq and is a predicted model, not a curated record. The coding region runs from base 1 to 624 and encodes 207 amino acids. NCBI's taxonomy places the organism in Eukaryota, Metazoa, Chordata, Ceratodontiformes, Protopteridae. Gene Ontology annotation, biological process: skeletal muscle organ development.